AUGCUCAGACUGAGCAGCGGGGCGCUGCACCACAACACGCAAACUACUGCAAAAAACCACGCUGGGGAGGAAACUAUUCAUCCCGAAAGGAGCAGGGAAAACAUUUUCGUUCACACUGCGAUGCCAGCGCACUUUUUGGCACUCUAGGAUCGCCGGAGAAGUGUGUUUUAGGACAGCGACCGGGAAAGGGAAACUUUUUAUUCUGUGGGGAAAGCUCGCCUGAGAUUUAAGGAUAAAGAUGACGCUCAAGUACAGCCAGCGGUCUAUAAUAGUUCUGUGUUUACUGGGGAUUUUAUCGGCCAUCAUGUCUGUUUUAUCGGUCAUUUUGAUUUUCCAGCUUCAGUCUCAACAGACGGCAGUGAAGGAGUCUCCCCCUUCCACCUCUGCGCUCAUCCCCGUCCAGAUCUGGGCCGUGCUGCUGCCUGUGUCCACGGUGCUCUCUGCUCUGUCCCUCAGCCUUCACCUGAGCUCUAUGGUGGUGUGUCUCCUCCACAGCUACUUCUCUACAGAGGUCUGCAGAGGAGAGCAGGAUACUGACAGAGCAGACUGGUUCCUUUUGGAUAGCAGAGCUGUACGACACGUGGCUAUCGGACUGUUCUGCCUCGGGGUUUCUGUCUACUUGGCAGCUAUGUCCCUCUUUAUGCUCCUCAUAUUUGAGGUGGAGACUGGCAUUGCAAGCGCUUGCGUGCUCUCCUCUGGGAUCUUAAUCCUACUGGUUGUUGUGAUCCACUCUCUGGUCAAAGCUUCUUGUAGUGCCAAGCGCUAUCACAGCGACCACCUCGACACCCUCUUCCAGAACGACCAUGGAAGUGGUGACACGCCCGUCUCCCGGCACUGCGAGCUAAAAAUUGGCGUGGACAAACCGCGGAUGCACCGCAGCCAGUCUCACCUCCAGCAUCCGAUAUCCUACCCUCAAUGUGGCAACCCGAGACAGCAACCCUACCAGCCACAGCAGUACUCCCCUGCUGCAGGCUCCCAGGGCCAUGCUAGCGAUAAAGACGGCUACAGCAGCGGUGGCAGUUGUCCCAGGAUGCACAGGACCCUGUCUACUGAAUCUGGUCUACUGCAGGCCCAGGCUAAACCCUGGAAUGGGAUCAACAAUGAAAUGAGGAGCGUCCUUGCACGCAAGUCAGGGAUUUCUGCAAAAGACUCGACUCUUGUGUGACAUAAAGGAAGUUGAGUUUGUGGUUUAAGACUCUGAUGACCUAUAAGCAUCAUAAAGAGGACUGCUAACACAAGUGUCAUCUCAAGCAGAUCAGUUUGUACCUUUUUACACUCAGCAUGUUUAUCAUGGCUGACUGCAGACAUCAUGGGACUAAGAUGGAAAAAGUUUAAACCCUUAACUGAUUUCUCCUCUUCAGAUUAUAAAUCAAUUUUAUUUGGAUGAAAGCAUAUGAAAGCACAAUUUUUGUAUCACUUGUAGUGUUUUGUAUGAAUGAGCUUGAUUUAAAUCUCACCAUUGUUGCCCAAGUAUCAAUCUGGCAAAUGUAUAGCUUUUAUUGUAAUAAUGUGAAUACCUUAUUCUGCUGUAUAUGGUGGCUUUCUGCCAAAUAUUUGUGCACAGUGUGCAGAUGUGUUUUGUUAUGUGUUGUUCAAAAUG
This is a messenger RNA of Centropristis striata (black sea bass), 1600 nucleotides long. RefSeq names its product transmembrane protein 221 (gene tmem221). Bases 239 to 1165 code for a protein of 308 amino acids. NCBI's taxonomy places the organism in Eukaryota, Metazoa, Chordata, Actinopteri, Perciformes, Serranidae. The transcript is spliced from 3 exons. The record is from RefSeq and is a predicted model, not a curated record.